UGAAUUUGUCUUAACGCUCACAUAUUUAAUAGGGGUUACCGGCCGGAUAUGAAUUUUACAAGUGGCCCAUCCGGUAGUCAUCACCUAAUUGAUAACGUCCAUCAUGAAAUUUUAUCACAUUACGACUUUGAAAACGAGCAAGUUGAACUCACUCAAUUGCCCGAAAAUGAUGUAUUACAUCGGGACCUAGCAGAUGCACAGAGUCAGGAACAGAACAGUGAUUACGAUAACAAUGCGGAUGAAUCCGGGGAUGAGACACCCUUUGCUCGUGAGGAUGGUGAUGCAGAGGAUGAGGAGGAAGGACCUGAUUUGAAGAGAGACCCCCCUAGACGAAGAGUGUAUGAGUCCGAAGUGCCGUUUCAUUCAAGAGAGAUUCCUUACAUUGAUAACUUGCCAACCGUGCCGGAUAUCGAACAGUCCAUAAGCCAUGGUGCGGAUGUCGUUCAAGCAAAUGGCGGAGAGGUUCGUUGA
Molecule: messenger RNA, 471 nt
Organism: Nicotiana attenuata
Lineage: Eukaryota; Viridiplantae; Streptophyta; Magnoliopsida; Solanales; Solanaceae
Exons: 4
Coding region: 49-471 (140 amino acids)
Source: RefSeq, a predicted model, not a curated record